UUUUUUUUUUUCUUCUUUUUCUUCUUUUUCUUCUUUUUUAUUUUUCUAUAUAUCUAUAUUUAUAUAUUUUUUUAUACUUUCUUUCAUUCUUUUUCAUAUUAUAGUUAUAAAUUACAUUCUUUAUACCAUCAUUUUUGUAAAUAUCAAUACUUUCAUUCUUUAUUUUAUUAUUUAUAUUACACUCUAUUUUCAAGAUGAAUAACCAACAAAUACAACCUUUGACUUGUCAUGGUCAUACUCGUCCAGUAGUCGAUUUACAAUUCUCGGAACCAACUCCUGAUGGUACUCUUUUGAUCUCUAGUUGUAAAGAUGGUAAGCCAAUAUUACGAGACGGCAUGACAGGUGAUUGGAUUGGUACCUUUGAAGGUCAUAAAGGUGCAGUAUGGAGUUCUCGAUUGACACGACAAGGUCAUGUAGCAGUGACUGGGUCUGCAGAUUUUACAGCCAAAGUGUGGAAUACAUAUACCGGUGAUGUUAUACAAACCUUCCAACAUGAACAUAUUGUACGUGCAGUGGAUGUCAGUGGAGAUGGAACAAGAAUUGCUACAGGAGGUAAAGAGGCCAAACUACGUAUCUUUGAUCUUUUUCGUCCGGAUGCACCUCCUUUGGAAGCAGUGGGUCAUACUGGAAUGAUUCGAUCUGUGGUAUGGGAUGAUCAACGACAUCGACUUUUAACUGCUGGUGAAGAUUGUUUGAUUCGGAUAUGGGAUCUUCGAACUAUGCGACAUACUGAUACCAUUACUUGUCAAGCUCCAAUCUAUGAUAUGACUUUGGCUAUUGAUCGCUCUUGCCUUAUGUGGACUUCUGGAAAGACUGCCAAUUUUUGGAAUGUGGAUAGUUUGAAUCAUGAUGAUAUUACCACUCAUGUAUUGGAACACAAACUAUCAUCUGUAUCAUUACAUCCUGAUCAUUCUACCUUUGCCGCUGGUAGUGAUGAAGAUUUAUGGGUUCGGAUCUAUGACUUUGGUACUGGUGAAGAAAAGGAAAUCUACAAAGGUCAUCAUGGUCCUAUUCAUACUGUUAGUUUUAGUCCUGAUGGUGAAAUGCUUGCUACUGGCUCAGAGGACGGGACUGUGCGUUUAUGGAAAACUGGUACAUCCAACACUUCUUAUGGUCUUUGGAAAUUCAAUGACAAUACAUAAUAGUGAUAGUAGCAUAUUUUAGAAUCAUACAUCAUCUUAGAUUCCGCUCCUUUCUUUCUUUCUUUCUUUUUUUUUUUUUUAGUUUGCAAAUAAACAUAUGAU
Halteromyces radiatus is the source of this 1244-nucleotide messenger RNA. Its product is annotated as WD40-repeat-containing domain protein. The transcript is spliced from 5 exons. NCBI's taxonomy places the organism in Eukaryota, Fungi, Mucoromycota, Mucoromycetes, Mucorales, Cunninghamellaceae. The record is from RefSeq and is a predicted model, not a curated record. Gene Ontology annotation, biological process: spliceosomal snRNP assembly. Gene Ontology annotation, molecular function: protein binding; RNA binding. Bases 195 to 1142 code for a protein of 315 amino acids. Gene Ontology annotation, cellular component: SMN complex.